AUGGCUGACGCAUACGACGAAUACGACUACGAUGGCUACGUCGAGGAAGAUGAAAGCAUCACUCCCGAGGAUUGUUGGACGGUGAUCUCAUCAUUCUUCGAGUCCAAGGGUUUGGUUUCGCAGCAGGUGGACUCCUUCGACGAAUUUACAUCUUCCACUGUUCAAGAACUCAUCGAUGAGUAUUCACAAAUCACCCUCGACCAACCGAAUCCCAUGUCGGACAGCGACAAGGUUAUUGCCCUUCGCCGAUACGAGGUCAAGUUUGGGACCGUCAUGGUCUCGCGGCCGUCCAUCACCGAAGCUGAUGGCAAGGUCACGACCCUUCUGCCGUACGAAUGCCGCGACCGAAACCUCACUUAUGCCAGCCCUCUGUACGUCAAAAUUACGAAGAAGGUAUCUAUUGCGGUUGAGAAGCCCAUACCGCUGAACGAGCUCGACGAAGAACAACAAGAAGAGCUUGCCAACACUGGUGAGCAUCCCACCAAGCUCGAAUGGGAGGAAGAGGAGAGUGGAGAGGACUACGGUGCAGACAAGAACAAGUCCGACGAUAUGAAGGACAUGAUCUUCAUCGGGCGCAUGCCCAUUAUGGUGAAGUCAAAGAUUUGUCACUUGAGUAGUGAGCAGGAGGACGAUCUCUUCAUGCUGAACGAAUGUCCGUACGACCAAGGUGGCUAUUUCAUCAUCAACGGCAGUGAGAAGGUUCUUAUUGCCCAAGAGCGAUCUGCGGCAAAUAUCGUCCAAGUUUUCAAGAAAGCCCAGCCAAGUCCCUAUUCGUACACUGCCGAGAUUCGCAGUGCACUUGAGAAGGGUUCACGCCUCAUUUCGAGCAUGAUGUUGAAGCUUUACAGCAAGGGAGACGCUGCGAAGGGCGGAUAUGGUCAGACCAUUCACUGCAGUCUCCCUUACGUCAAGUCCGAUCUGCCAAUCGCUAUUGUCUUUCGAGCGCUGGGAGUGGUGUCCGAUGAGGAUAUUCUAAAUCAUAUUUGCUAUGAUCGAAAUGACAGCCAGAUGCUCGAGAUGCUGCGACCCUGCAUUGAGGAGGCCUUUUGCAUUCAAGACAGGGAGGUUGCUCUCGACUUCAUCGGUAAGCGAGGAAGUAACCAUAACAUUCCGCGCGAGAAGCGUGUGAGGACGGCGAAGGACAUUUUGCAAAAGGAGACUCUGCCGCACAUCUCCCAAAGCGAGGGUAGCGAAACCCGCAAGGCCUUCUUUUUGGGCUAUAUGGUUCACAAAUUGCUUCAAUGCGCUCUUGGACGACGCGACACUGACGACCGCGAUCAUUUUGGCAAGAAGCGCCUCGAUCUUGCUGGUCCUCUGCUUGCCAAAUUGUUCCGCAAUAUCGUUCGCCGCAUGAACCAGGAGCUUUCCGGCCACCUCAAGCGUUGUGUUGAAUCCAACCGACAGUUCAGCCUGACGCUCGGUGUCAAACCCCAAACUCUGUCCAAUGGAUUGAAGUAUUCUUUGGCCACGGGUAACUGGGGAGACCAGAAGAAGGCUGCAAGCUCAACGGCCGGUGUGUCUCAGGUGUUGAAUCGCUACACUUUCGCAUCUACCCUCUCUCAUUUGCGUCGUACGAACACCCCCAUCGGCCGUGAUGGCAAGCUGGCAAAGCCUCGACAACUCCACAAUACUCACUGGGGUCUGGUUUGUCCCGCCGAAACGCCCGAAGGACAAGCUUGUGGUCUCGUGAAGAAUCUUUCGCUCAUGUGCUAUGUCAGUGUCGGCACACCCGCCGAGCCCAUCAUUGACUACAUGAUUCAACGAGGCAUGGAAGUGCUUGAAGAGUAUGAGCCACUGAGAUACCCCAACGCCACCAAGGUUUUCCUCAACGGAGUGUGGGUGGGAGUUCACCAGGACCCUAGAAUUCUCGUACCGGAUGUCCAGGGAACUCGUCGACGAAACGUCAUUUCCCACGAGGUCUCUCUGGUACGUGACAUUCGAGACCGCGAAUUCAAGAUUUUUUCGGAUGCUGGUCGAGUGAUGAGACCGGUGUUCGUCGUGGAACAAAGUCCGACAGGUAUCGUCCCUCAGGGCUCCCUGGUUUUGCAGAAAGGAACAGUCAACGAGAUGCGUGAUCAACAAGAAAACCCGCCCGAUAAUCCAAACGACAAGAUCACCUGGGAAACGUUGGCCCAUAGCGGAGUCAUUGAAUAUCUCGACGCGGAAGAAGAGGAGACGGCCAUGAUCUGUAUGACGCCCGAGGACUUAGAGAUAUACCGACUGCAGAAACAGGGACAAGUCAUUGAAGAAGAUAACGCGGACGACCGAAACCGGCGACUGAAGACAAAGAUCAACCCAACGACGCACAUGUACACGCAUUGCGAAAUUCACCCCAGUAUGCUGCUGGGUAUCUGUGCCAGCAUCAUUCCCUUCCCUGAUCACAACCAGUCUCCUCGUAAUACUUAUCAAUCGGCCAUGGGAAAGCAAGCCAUGGGCUUUUUCCUGACAAACUAUUCUCGCAGGAUGGACACGAUGGCAAACAUCCUGUACUAUCCUCAGAAGCCGCUCGCCACGACCCGCUCUAUGGAAUUCUUGAAGUUCCGAGAGCUUCCUGCCGGUCAAAAUGCCAUCGUCGCCAUUGCUUGCUACUCGGGCUACAACCAGGAAGAUUCCGUGAUUAUGAAUCAGAGCAGCAUCGACCGUGGCCUGUUCAGGAGUCUCUUCUUCAGGUCCUACACGGACUGCGAAAAGCGCGUUGGUAUCAACUUGGUCGAGCAAUUUGAGAAGCCGUUCAGGAGCGACACCCUCCGUCUGAAGCACGGUACCUACGAUAAGCUCGACGACGAUGGUAUUGUUGCACCGGGUGUCCGUGUUUCUGGAGAGGACAUCAUCAUCGGCAAGACGUCCCCAAUCAACCCUGACAACCAGGAGUUAGGCCAGAAAACAACACAGCAUGUCAAGCGUGACGCAUCGACGCCUCUUCGCAGUACAGAGAACGGCAUUGUGGACUCGGUCAUUAUUACGACUAACCAGGAUGGUCUUCGCUACGUCAAGGUCCGUGUCAGGACUACCAAGAUUCCUCAGAUUGGUGACAAGUUUGCGUCCCGCCAUGGUCAGAAGGGUACGAUCGGUGUCACAUAUCGCCAAGAGGACAUGCCAUUCACCGCUGAGGGCAUCACCCCCGACAUCAUCAUCAACCCCCACGCUAUCCCCUCCCGUAUGACUAUUGCUCAUUUGAUCGAGUGUCUGCUAAGCAAGGUGUCAACCUUGAAAGGCAUGGAGGGCGACGCCACACCAUUCACGGACGUGACUGUCGACUCGGUUUCACAACUUCUUCGUGACCAAGGCUACCAAUCAAGAGGCUUUGAGAUCAUGUACCAGGGCCAUACGGGCAGAAAGUUGCGUGCUCAAGUCUUCUUUGGCCCGACCUACUAUCAGCGCUUGCGUCACAUGGUCGACGACAAAAUUCACGCUCGUGCGCGUGGUCCAGUCCAGAUUAUGACUAGACAGCCAGUCGAAGGUCGUGCUCGUGAUGGUGGUCUGCGGUUCGGCGAGAUGGAGCGUGAUUGCAUGAUUGCACACGGUGCUGCGUCUUUCCUUAAGGAAAGAUUAUUCGAAGUUUCCGAUGCUUUCCGAGUCCACGUAUGCGAGAUUUGCGGAUUGAUGACACCCAUUGCAAACCUCUCGAAGCAGUCAUUCGAGUGCCGACCCUGCAAGAAUAAGACCAAGAUUGCGCAAAUCCAUAUUCCCUACGCGGCCAAGCUGCUCUUCCAGGAACUGCAAUCCAUGAACAUUGCAGCGCGCAUGUUCACCAACAGAUCGGGCGUGUCCAUUCGGUAA
Messenger RNA from Colletotrichum siamense, 3780 nucleotides. RefSeq names its product DNA-directed RNA polymerase II subunit RPB2 (gene RPB2). Gene Ontology annotation, biological process: DNA-templated transcription. The record is from RefSeq and is a predicted model, not a curated record. The transcript is spliced from 3 exons. Lineage: Eukaryota; Fungi; Ascomycota; Sordariomycetes; Glomerellales; Glomerellaceae. Gene Ontology annotation, molecular function: DNA-directed RNA polymerase activity; DNA binding; ribonucleoside binding. Bases 1 to 3780 code for a protein of 1259 amino acids. Gene Ontology annotation, cellular component: RNA polymerase II, core complex.